AUGCAAAAACUCUCGUACAACUGUCAGAGCGAUGUCAAAUACGCGUUGCGUAUAACUCGUCAGAUUAUGAUCGUGCUCGGUGUCUGGCCGUCUUCCAGCAUAAAGAACACGACUUACGAAAGAUUUGUAAAGUUUCUGUUGCUUGUCGUCUCGCAAGUGAUGCUUACAUGUACCUUAAUACCCAAUGUAUUUUUCUGGCUGAUGGAGAAAGAAACGCGCGUCCGUCUCAGGAUGUUCCCAUCGAUUGUCUUUGGUGUCGUGGUCUCAGGCAAAUUCGGCAAUUUGAUUCUUCGUCAGAAUCAGCUGAGACACUGCCUGAAGUAUCUCGAAAAGGACUGGAAGACAAUCGGCACUUCAAGCGCGCGAGGCGUGAUGCUGGAAACCGCGGAGAUCGGCAGACGACUCGUCGCGAUCUGUGCAGCAUUUCUGUACAGUAGCGGAAUGUGUUUCGCGGCUAUUCUGCCGCUGACCAGAGAGAAACUCUACGACGAGAACAACAACACACUUCGACAAUUACCGUAUCCGGCCUAUCUCUUCUCGCUGAACACGCACGCCAGUCCCGUUUUUGAGAUAUUGUAUGCGAUUCAAUCGAUGGGCGGAAUGAUCGCGCUGCUUGUGUCGAUGGCCGCGUGCGGUCUCGUCAUCGUCUUUGUGAUGCACGCUUGCGGACAGUUGAGAAUUCUGAUGGAUCUGAUGCAGAGUUUCGUCGACGAGUGGCGGGACGAGCAAGAAAUAGACAAGAAGUUAGCCAACUUGGUCGAUCAUCAGACACGAUUGCGCAAUUUCGUACAAUCGGUGCAGCUCACUAUGCAACAAAUAUGUUUAAUGGAAGUAGCGGGGUCCACAUUAUUGCUUUGUAUACUAGGUUAUCUCAUGAUAAUGGAAUGGGAAAAUAGCAAUGCGAUAGCAAUGUGUUCCUACUUUGUAUCCCUCGCGACCGCAGUAGUAAAUAUGUUCAUGUAUUGUUACACAGGCGAGCAACUUAUCGUGCAGGCGGAGAAAGCGGCUGUCAUGUCCUGCGAGCUCGAGUGGUAUCGUCUUCCGGAUAGAAAAGCGCGAACGAUAGUGCUGGUGAUGAUCGUAUCCAACAUCUCGACCAAGAUCUCCGCUGGGAAUAUCUUCAACUUGUCGUUCAAGACGUUCGGUGAUAUACUCAAAACAUCCGCGGCGUAUUUCAAUAUGCUUCGGAAUGUAACCGCCUGA
This is a messenger RNA of Pseudomyrmex gracilis, 1203 nucleotides long. Its product is annotated as odorant receptor 22c-like. Gene Ontology annotation, biological process: detection of chemical stimulus involved in sensory perception of smell; sensory perception of smell. The transcript is spliced from 5 exons. The coding region runs from base 1 to 1203 and encodes 400 amino acids. Lineage: Eukaryota; Metazoa; Arthropoda; Insecta; Hymenoptera; Formicidae. Gene Ontology annotation, molecular function: odorant binding; olfactory receptor activity. The record is from RefSeq and is a predicted model, not a curated record. Gene Ontology annotation, cellular component: plasma membrane.